AUGUUUAAACGAGCUAAAAUAACUCAUUUUAUCGAUACAAUUACACGAUGUACAGAUGAAUUCAUUCAUAGUGGUCAACUUAUCGACAAUUGUGUAAAUAAAAAAUUCACCGAACAAUUCAAUCGACUUUUUCUCAAGAUUUUCGAAGCGAUUGCCUUCGAUUAUGAUCCAAGUGCGGACACAUCAGCAUCAUCAUCAUCAUCGCUCUCAUCAGCUUUAGCCGAUUUCAUGCAAGAGAGCGCUAGAGCAAUGCUUGCUGCAGGUUUGCCGCGGUUUUUACAACAUUUAUUUCUUCGUCUGAAUCGAAAAUAUCAACAAGCUCGGGCCAUUGUUCAUUAUCAUGUAUUGGCAAUCAUCAAUCAAGAACUUUCUCGAAUCGAACCAAUGGAUCGAAAGCCAAAUACGUUGAUUGAGUCUCUGGUUAGCUCAUUAAGAGAUGAUGGAUUAACUAAAGAGGAAUUAUUCGACGAAGUUGUGUUGUUCAUUGUGGCUGGAACAGAAACAUCAUCAUCAGCUCUCGCUUGGUUUGUAUAUUUUGCAUCAAAAAAUCCUUCAGUACAAGAACAGAUUAAAAUGGAAUUACGACAACAUAAUGUCACUGUCAAUACACCAUUGACCGGUGAAUUGCUUGACAAACUGGUUUAUGUAGAAUGUGUGAUCAAAGAAGUGCUGCGACAUGCGCCCAUUGCUGCCGGUAUAGCCCGCAAUAUACUUCAAGAUGAUGAAAUCGGAAAAGGAAUUCAUGUCGAUGAUAUCCCUGCUAUUCGCGUUCGCGCUGGUGAUAUGAUUUAUAUCAUGAUAACCAAUCUUCAUCAUGAUCCUCGCUAUUGGAAUCUUGAUCCUCAACAAUUUCUACUCGAACGUUUUCUCGGCGAAGAUUGUCAUCACCAUCCAUAUGCUUUCCUUCCUUUUGGUGGUGGACACCGUGCAUGUGCUGGGCGUGAAUUGGCUUUCUUCGAACUGAAAACAAUCAUUACUCGACUUAUGCAAUUUCUGACAUUUAUUGAUUGUAAUCAAAAUACAGGUGGUUAUCAACAGAAAACUAUAUGUUUUCCAAAAAAUUUGGCCGUCAUCGUUCGAUUCGAUAAUGAAAUUGCAAUAAAGGACUAG
This is a messenger RNA of Rotaria sordida, 1110 nucleotides long. The record is from the annotation of a GenBank genome assembly. NCBI's taxonomy places the organism in Eukaryota, Metazoa, Rotifera, Eurotatoria, Philodinida, Philodinidae.